Diabrotica balteata is the source of this 702-nucleotide messenger RNA. The record is from the annotation of a GenBank genome assembly. Lineage: Eukaryota; Metazoa; Arthropoda; Insecta; Coleoptera; Chrysomelidae.
AUGAUCCAAUCAAAAACUAUCCUAAGUUACGUCACGUCAUGUAUUUUUGAAAGGUCAGGGGUGAAUAUUUGUAAACAAUUAAGGGGUAACAUUUUUAAGAGAUUGCCUUUUCCCACAAGCUCUGUUUUUUUCUCGAAUACAUCUACAAUGGCUGCCUUAUUACCCCCCAGAAGAAAUCCUACACCAACUAAAAUAUCCAGGCAACACUUAACCCCUUUACAGACUUUGUUACAAAUGGGAUUUCCAAAACAUAGAGUUGAAAAAGCAUUGGCAGCCACAGGACAUAGAGGUGUUCAGUUAGCAUCAGACUGGUUGCUAGCUCAUGUAAAUGAUCCCCUGUUAGAUGACAACUCUCCUAGAGAGUAUAUUUUAUAUGCUUGUCCCACUGGUGCUUUUUCUCAACAACUUCAGGCAUUUUGGGAGAAAUCUCUUAGCCUGUGUGGAUGGAAUGGUGCUCAUAAUUUUACUCCACAUAUUACCCUAGUUUCUUUCUUUAAGGCACCAGAUGAGGAUGCGCUAACCCUUUCACAAGGGUUGAAAUCUGUGAUGGAGAGGCAAGGUGCAGUAUUGAAUGAGCCCCUUAAAUUGGAGACCUAUACAUCUCCAAACUUUAUGGGAUUCUUUGUAGCUGAAGAACAUGCUGAUUAUUUGAAGAGGAUAGCAAUGCAAUAUGUUAAAGAAGUCUCUAAUGCAAGUAAGUGA